AUGAAGCUUCUCCCCAUUCCUUAUGAAAUACAACAGCUGCUCAACACGUGUCCCCCUCAAAAAAGAGUCGCCGCGACCGCGCUGGAUGUCUCUCGCGUCGUACGGAUUGAGCGUUAUGACUAGAGACACAUUCAGCUUGGUCCCAGCGCCGUGAUUCCACCUGAGCUUUUGCGAAAAGAAGACGACCGGUCCAAAGGACGGCAGAUAACAUCUCCGUACCUCCGUCGCCGUUUUUCCCAUUCGCCACCGCCACUUGCUCCCAUUUUUGGGCCUCUCCUCAAGGUCGAUCCUAUUACAUUACUCCUUUUGGGCGCUCGCACAGGCGACACCAAAACGGCCGUUAGACGAAAUCAAACGCCAUAA
This is a messenger RNA of Caenorhabditis auriculariae, 363 nucleotides long. Lineage: Eukaryota; Metazoa; Nematoda; Chromadorea; Rhabditida; Rhabditidae. The record is from the annotation of a GenBank genome assembly.